AUGGGUGGAGCCGAGUCAGCCGAGGUCAGUCCUAAGCAGAGAAAGGUGGAAGCGGCCGGUGACAAGCCGACUGCUGUUAAGAAACAAGGGAAGGACGUGACAAGUGGCGUGACAACGCACGCGACCACCUCUGCUGUGGCUUUAGAGGACGUGCACGUCACGGACUUUGAGGCUGAAAGCGAAAAGAAAAGCGCCGCCAUGGAGGCCAAAGCGUCCCACGAACCGAGGACGGAGCCGCUCCAGUCCAGCAAGGUGACGGUCGAUGUUGAAAACGUCAAGACUGAGAUAUUUCGUACAGUGAUGCUUGAUGGGUGCGUGGAGAUUAAGACGGUCAAGACGACACGACGCACGACAAAGUCGGCUACGGGGGAGCCUGUCGAGACUAUUGAAGUGGAGACGACCACGGAAACGGAAGGUCCAGAUGGAUCCAAAACAACCUCAGUGCGUAAUGAGACGUUGUCACCUAGUGAAAGCGAGAGCGCACGCCGCAUCAUCGAUACGGGCAACAAUACAAACCAGUUCAACGAUGUGACUAAAACGACGGAGGUAUUCGAGUCUCAGGAUGCUGACGGCAGCAUCGUGACGAAGACGGUGCGGACGACGACACGCACUUCGACGUUGGCCAGCGGUGAGGUAGUGAAGACGGUUGACGUGGAAACGACCACGGAGACGGAGACGACUACGGGUGAGAAGAGCGUUACGGUGGAGAUGGAGACGCGCGAGGAGACUGACGUGGAGGAAGGCAGUCUGACGACGAUAAUUGGCCGUACCGCGACGUCCAUGCCAGGUGCUCGUGUGAUCCGCUCGACCGUGGAGGCCGGCGCAGCUCCAGGCGAGUCAGUGCAGACGGAGGUGUUCGAGUCUCAAGAAGCUGACGGCAGCAUCGUGACGAAGACGGUGCGGACGACGACACGCACUUCGACGUUGGCCAGCGGUGAGGUAGUGAAGACGGUUGACGUGGAAACGACCACGGAGACGGAGACGACUACGGGUGAGAAGAGCGUUACGGUGGAGACGGAGACGCGCGAAGAGACUGACGUGGAGGAAGGCAGUCUGACGACGAUAAUUGGCCGUACCGCGACGUCCAUGCCAGGUGCUCGUGUGAUCCGCUCGACCGUGGAGGCCGGCGCAGCUCCAGGCGAGUCAGUGCAGACGGAUGUGUUCGAGUCUCAGGAUGCUGACGGCAGCAUCGUGACGAAGACGGUGCGGACGACGACACGCACUUCGACGUUGGCCAGCGGUGAGGUAGUGAAGACGGUUGACGUGGAAACGACCACGGAGACGGAGACGACUACGGGUGAGAAGAGCGUUACGGUGGAGACGGAGACGCGCGAGGAGACUGACGUGGAGGAAGGCAGUCUGACGACGAUAAUUGGCCGUACCGCGACGUCCAUGCCAGGUGCUCGUGUGAUCCGCUCGACCGUGGAGGCCGGCGCAGCUCCAGGCGAGUCAGUGCAGACGGAGGUGUUCGAGUCUCAAGAAGCUGACGGCAGCAUCGUGACGAAGACGACGGAGACGACUACGGGUGAGAAGAGCGUUACGGUGGAGACGGAGACGCGCGAGGAGACUGACGUGGAGGAAGGCAGUCUGACGACGAUAAUUGGCCGUACCGCGACGUCCAUGCCAGGUGCUCGUGUGAUCCGCUCGACCGUGGAGGCCGGCGCAGCUCCAGGCGAGUCAGUGCAGACGGAGGUGUUCGAGUCUCAGGAUGCUGACGGCAGCAUCGUGACGAAGACGGUGCGGACGACGACACGCACUUCGACGUUGGCCAGCGGUGAGGUAGUGAAGACGGUUGACGUGGAAACGACCACGGAGACGGAGACGACUACGGGUGAGAAGAGCGUUACGGUGGAGACGGAGACGCGCGAAGAGACUGACGUGGAGGAAGGCAGUCUGACGACGAUAAUUGGCCGUACCGCGACGUCCAUGCCAGGUGCUCGUGUGAUCCGCUCGACCGUGGAGGCCGGCGCAGCUCCAGGCGAGUCAGUGCAGACGGAUGUGUUCGAGUCUCAGGAUGCUGACGGCAGCAUCGUGACGAAGACGGUGCGGACGACGACACGCACUUCGACGUUGGCCAGCGGUGAGGUAGUGAAGACGGUUGACGUGGAAACGACCACGGAGACGGAGACGACUACGGGUGAGAAGAGCGUUACGGUGGAGACGGAGACGCGCGAAGAGACUGACGUGGAGGAAGGCAGUCUGACGACGAUAAUUGGCCGUACCGCGACGUCCAUGCCAGGUGCUCGUGUGAUCCGCUCGACCGUGGAGGCCGGCGCAGCUCCAGGCGAGUCAGUGCAGACGGAUGUGUUCGAGUCUCAGGAUGCUGACGGCAGCAUCGUGACGAAGACGGUGCGGACGACGACACGCACUUCGACGUUGGCCAGCGGUGAGGUAGUGAAGACGGUUGACGUGGAAACGACCACGGAGACGGAGACGACUACGGGUGAGAAGAGCGUUACGGUGGAGACGGAGACGCGCGAAGAGACUGACGUGGAGGAAGGCAGUCUGACGACGAUAAUUGGCCGUACCGCGACGUCCAUGCCAGGUGCUCGUGUGAUCCGCUCGACCGUGGAGGCCGGCGCAGCUCCAGGCGAGUCAGUGCAGACGGAUGUGUUCGAGUCUCAGGAUGCUGACGGCAGCAUCGUGACGAAGACGGUGAAGGCAACAACGCGCCCGACGACGUUGGCCAGCGGUGAGGUAGUGAAGACGGUUGACGUGGAAACGACCACGGAGACGGAGACGACUACGGGUGAGAAGAGCGUUACGGUGGAGACGGAGACGCGCGAGGAGACUGACGUGGAGGAAGGCAGUCUGACGACGAUAAUUGGCCGUACCGCGACGUCCAUGCCAGGUGCUCGUGUGAUCCGCUCGACCGUGGAGGCCGGCGCAGCUCCAGGCGAGUCAGUGCAGACGGAUGUGUUCGAGUCUCAGGAUGCUGACGGCAGCAUCGUGACGAAGACGGUGCGGACGACGACACGCACUUCGACGUUGGCCAGCGGUGAGGUAGUGAAGACGGUUGACGUGGAAACGACCACGGAGACGGAGACGACUACGGGUGAGAAGAGCGUUACGGUGGAGACGGAGACGCGCGAAGAGACUGACGUGGAGGAAGGCAGUCUGACGACGAUAAUUGGCCGUACCGCGACGUCCAUGCCAGGUGCUCGUGUGAUCCGCUCGACCGUGGAGGCCGGCGCAGCUCCAGGCGAGUCAGUGCAGACGGAGGUAUUCGAGUCUCAGGAUGCUGACGGCAGCAUCGUGACGAAGACGGUGAAGGCAACAACGCGCCCGACGACGUUGGCCAGCGGUGAGGUAGUGAAGACGGUUGACGUGGAAACGACCACGGAGACGGAGACGACUACGGGUGAGAAGAGCGUUACGGUGGAGACGGAGACGCGCGAAGAGACUGACGUGGAGGAAGGCAGUCUGACGACGAUAAUUGGCCGUACCGCGACGUCCAUGCCAGGUGCUCGUGUGAUCCGCUCGACCGUGGAGGCCGGCGCAGCUCCAGGCGAGUCAGUGCAGACGGAUGUGUUCGAGUCUCAGGAUGCUGACGGCAGCAUCGUGACGAAGACGGUGCGGACGACGACACGCACUUCGACGUUGGCCAGCGGUGAGGUAGUGAAGACGGUUGACGUGGAAACGACCACGGAGACGGAGACGACUACGGGUGAGAAGAGCGUUACGGUGGAGACGGAGACGCGCGAAGAGACUGACGUGGAGGAAGGCAGUCUGACGACGAUAAUUGGCCGUACCGCGACGUCCAUGCCAGGUGCUCGUGUGAUCCGCUCGACCGUGGAGGCCGGCGCAGCUCCAGGCGAGUCAGUGCAGACGGAUGUGUUCGAGUCUCAAGAAGCUGACGGCAGCAUCGUGACGAAGACGGUGAAGGCAACAACGCGCCCGACGACGUUGGCCAGCGGUGAGGUAGUGAAGACGGUUGACGUGGAAACGACCACGGAGACGGAGACGACUACGGGUGAGAAGAGCGUUACGGUGGAGACGGAGACGCGCGAGGAGACUGACGUGGAGGAAGGCAGUCUGACGACGAUAAUUGGCCGUACCGCGACGUCCAUGCCAGGUGCUCGUGUGAUCCGCUCGACCGUGGAGGCCGGCGCAGCUCCAGGCGAGUCAGUGCAGACGGAUGUGUUCGAGUCUCAGGAAGCUGACGGCAGCAUCGUGACGAAGACGGUGAAGGCAACAACGCGCCCGACGACGUUGGCCAGCGGUGAGGUAGUGAAGACGGUUGACGUGGAAACGACCACGGAGACGGAGACGACUACGGGUGAGAAGAGCGUUACGGUGGAGACGGAGACGCGCGAGGAGACUGACGUGGAGGAAGGCAGUCUGACGACGAUAAUUGGCCGUACCGCGACGUCCAUGCCAGGUGCUCGUGUGAUCCGCUCGACCGUGGAGGCCGGCGCAGCUCCAGGCGAGUCAGUGCAGACGGAUGUGUUCGAGUCUCAGGAAGCUGACGGCAGCAUCGUGACGAAGACGGUGAAGGCAACAACGCGCCCGACGACGUUGGCCAGCGGUGAGGUAGUGAAGACGGUUGACGUGGAAACGACCACGGAGACGGAGACGACUACGGGUGAGAAGAGCGUUACGGUGGAGACGGAGACGCGCGAAGAGACUGACGUGGAGGAAGGCAGUCUGACGACGAUAAUUGGCCGUACCGCGACGUCCAUGCCAGGUGCUCGUGUGAUCCGCUCGACCGUGGAGGCCGGCGCAGCUCCAGGCGAGUCAGUGCAGACGGAGGUGUUCGAGUCUCAGGAUGCUGACGGCAGCAUCGUGACGAAGACGGUGCGGACGACGACACGCACUUCGACGUUGGCCAGCGGUGAGGUAGUGAAGACGGUUGACGUGGAAACGACCACGGAGACGGAGACGACUACGGGUGAGAAGAGCGUUACGGUGGAGACGGAGACGCGCGAAGAGACUGACGUGGAGGAAGGCAGUCUGACGACGAUAAUUGGCCGUACCGCGACGUCCAUGCCAGGUGCUCGUGUGAUCCGCUCGACCGUGGAGGCCGGCGCAGCUCCAGGCGAGUCAGUGCAGACGGAGGUAUUCGAGUCUCAGGAUGCUGACGGCAGCAUCGUGACGAAGACGGUGCGGACGACGACACGCACUUCGACGUUGGCCAGCGGUGAGGUAGUGAAGACGGUUGACGUGGAAACGACCACGGAGACGGAGACGACUACGGGUGAGAAGAGCGUUACGGUGGAGACGGAGACGCGCGAAGAGACUGACGUGGAGGAAGGCAGUCUGACGACGAUAAUUGGCCGUACCGCGACGUCCAUGCCAGGUGCUCGUGUGAUCCGCUCGACCGUGGAGGCCGGCGCAGCUCCAGGCGAGUCAGUGCAGACGGAGCAUCGUGACGAAGACGGUGAGGACAACGACACGCGCCCGACGACGUUGGCCAGCGGUGAGGUAGUGAAGACGGUUGACGUGGAAACGACCACGGAGACGGAGACGACUACGGGUGAGAAGAGCGUUACGGUGGAGACGGAGACGCGCGAGGAGACUGACGUGGAGGAAGGCAGUCUGACGACGAUAAUUGGCCGUACCGCGACGUCCAUGCCAGGUGCUCGUGUGAUCCGCUCGACCGUGGAGGCCGGCGCAGCUCCAGGCGAGUCAGUGCAGACGGAGGUGUUCGAGUCUCAAGAAGCUGACGGCAGCAUCGUGACGAAGACGGUGAAGGCGACGACGCGCCCGACGACGUUGGCCAGCGGUGAGGUAGUGAAGACGGUUGACGUGGAAACGACCACGGAGACGGAGACGACUACGGGUGAGAAGAGCGUUACGGUGGAGACGGAGACGCGCGAGAGAGACUGA
Peronospora matthiolae is the source of this 5829-nucleotide messenger RNA. NCBI's taxonomy places the organism in Eukaryota, Oomycota, Peronosporomycetes, Peronosporales, Peronosporaceae. The record is from the annotation of a GenBank genome assembly.